CAACCGCUGUCUACAUAGUGCAAUUAAAUACAAAACUUUCAGUUUCGCUUAGUAACUAUUGCUUCAUUACGAUUAAGCUGUGGUAGGCGCGUAGGAGUGUGUUUUUUAGCUAGAAAAAACGACAAUUCUCAGUUUAGAGAAGAAAAAUGUUGACGAAGAUUUGCUUAGUUGUUUUGAGUUGUUAUGUAAAUGUGGCCCGUAAUGAGAGAAUUACUUCUGAUAAUCCUCCUCCCUAUAUAAAACAAUGCUACGAAGGCGAUCCAGACGUGAUCAACUGCUUUAUAUCGGCGCUACAUCAUCUGCAACCUUACUUAGCAAAUGGAAUUAAAGAAAUCGAGUUGCCAUCAGUCGAGCCCUUUCUUAUGGAUGAACUGUCCCUGUCCUUAACUGGCGGUCCUAAUGGAUACACGAUAUCGCUGAAGGAUAUGAAGAUUUAUGGAGCCAGUAACUUCUCAAUGUCUAGACUCAAAUUAUCGGAAAAUGGCAAGCCAUUCGAAGCAAAGAUCAACAUACCUUCAUUAAAAAUUAAUGCCAGAUAUGAGAGUAGCGGCGUACUAAUUAUCCUGCCUGCUAGCGGAAAUGGAACCUUUUUAGGACAAUUUGAUGACUUGGACUGUAUGCUUAAAGGAAAAACCAUUACCAAUGAAAUCGAUGGUGAAAAGUACUUACGCGUGGAUACACUGCACGUGGACCUUACCGUGAAAAAAAUGAGAAUGAUGGUGAAAAAUAUUUUCAAGAACAACCGAAUUUUGACUGAAGCUAUCAACCUCUUCCUAAGGGAAAAUGGCCAGGAGGUUUUCAAGGUGAUGCUUCCACAGCUUAGGAAGAAGCUGGCCAAUUUAUUCAUGAAUAUCUCGAAUAAGUUGCUAAUGAAUAUUCCCUUGGACGUGUUUUAUGUUCCAGUAUCCAAACAGGCUAAACACUAAUCACUAGUGACAGAUAUUUAGAAAUAGAGUGUGUAAAUAAUCAGUUUUUCAUUGCAGCCAAAUCUCAGUAGUCAUCAGAUCUGAAGAAAACGGUGGCCAAGCAAUUAAUGGUGCAUUUUAGUACAUUGAACCAACUGAAGAAUGAUGUUUAUUUUUUAAUUCUUGAAUGUCACGCAACUUGGCAAUUAUCUUCUGAAAUUUGGUAAACCUGCGUGUCAGGCUCCGAACUUAUUAAGUUAUUAGCUGUAGUACUUACCCAUUAUAGUGAUUAGGACAAUUUAAAUAAAAAAAGUUUCAUAAUAA
Messenger RNA from Anthonomus grandis grandis, 1229 nucleotides. Its product is annotated as protein takeout-like. NCBI's taxonomy places the organism in Eukaryota, Metazoa, Arthropoda, Insecta, Coleoptera, Curculionidae. Bases 147 to 926 code for a protein of 259 amino acids. The transcript is spliced from 5 exons. The record is from RefSeq and is a predicted model, not a curated record.